Molecule: messenger RNA, 336 nt
Organism: Prunus armeniaca (apricot)
Lineage: Eukaryota; Viridiplantae; Streptophyta; Magnoliopsida; Rosales; Rosaceae
Source: the annotation of a GenBank genome assembly
AUGAAAUGGAAGUCUUGGAAGGCCAUGCCUGACGAGAUGCGGAUAGCGAUGCGCUCCCAACUGUUGGUAUACGACGAUGAUGGAGAAGAGCCAGUUGGUUCUUCAGGAGUCCGCCUCCCAGCUUCCUCUAGAUACGCCGCUCAAGUCUGUGGAUCCUCCACAGGAUGCAGGGUUUCAGAUACUGACAGAAACCUUGGAUCAGACUCUCGGAAGGCGCCCAGGGACAUAUUGUUGAGGGAUGGGGAAUGCUCACCGGCGGGAUCCUUGACCCCGAUCAUCGUCGCAAGCAACCAGUCAGGCAACUGCGGCUUUGACGGCAAAGGUGACUAUGCUUGA